Sebastes umbrosus (honeycomb rockfish) is the source of this 2950-nucleotide messenger RNA. RefSeq lists its product as uncharacterized. NCBI's taxonomy places the organism in Eukaryota, Metazoa, Chordata, Actinopteri, Perciformes, Sebastidae. The record is from RefSeq and is a predicted model, not a curated record. Gene Ontology annotation, biological process: lipid transport; lipoprotein metabolic process. The transcript is spliced from 22 exons. The coding region runs from base 167 to 2266 and encodes 699 amino acids. Gene Ontology annotation, cellular component: membrane; extracellular region. Gene Ontology annotation, molecular function: lipid binding.
GCCUCAGUGUUUGUGUAAAACCGGUUUGACUUCUCUCCUGAAUGAAGGGGAAGUGAAGGACUGUUUGUUGCUGUAACUUUUAAAACUCCUUUAGCUUUCUGUUGCUUUGCAACUCAGCGAUUUUUAUUGUCAUUUUUUGUUUUGUGUUUCUGUCGCAACAUCGAGCAUGAAUGUGUUCAGAAGGGAUAAAGGCUCAACAGCCCCAACUCCAGUGGUUCCACCCAGACCCAGCAAGGAGGAUAUAGACAACCCCAUCCAGCACAGCCUGAAUCGGCCGGAUGCAGGAAUGACCGCCAACAGUGAGGUCACAAGCGAGCUUAACCCAAAAACCAAGAGAACGGGGGUGAUGGGAGUUAUGAACAAGGUCAACCCGUUCAAGUCUACCUCACAGGCCCCCUCCGCAGUCAGCAAAGCUGCUUCCUCAGAGUCACUAGAACAGGGAACAGACUCCACACAGAACCCUGGCGUGCUGCGAGGGGUCAUGCAGAAGGUCAACCCAUUCAAGUCUACCUCCCAGGUCUCUAAAGCGGCGUCCUCAGAGUCUCUGGAAAAGGGAGGGGUUGCAGACUCUACUCAGAACCCUGGUGGGUUGAAAGGGGUGAUGCAGAAAGUCAACCCAUUCAAGUCUUCCACACAGGUGCCAAAGAGCGAUCCUCAAAACGAUGCUGCAGAUCCACCAGAGACAGGAGAGGAACUUCCAGGCAAACAGAAUCCAUGGAUGAUCACAGGAAUGAUGCAGAAAGUCAACCCAUUCAAAUCCUCCCAGCCGAAGGAUAACCAGCCUCUACACGGUGACCUCUCCUCCAGCAGUGGCAGCUUAUCAGACAAUAACAAAGUGCCAGAGAAGCAGAACCCUGGGGUGUUCAAAGGGAUGAUGCAGAAAGUAAACCCCUUUAAGUCCAACGCUCAGACGCCAAAUGAAGAAUGUCAGACAGACGACGCGGUUCCCAACGCAGCUUCCUCAUUCAGGACGCAGAAAACCCAAGCUAUUCACAGUGAGCACUCCUCCAGCUCUGACAGUGUGGAUGACAGCACCAUAGAGAGACAUACUAUUUGGUAUGCUGAUGCUGACACCAGCUAUGAGGUGAAAAGCCAGCCUACGGAGGCACCAAAGAAAAGAACUAUGACUUUCAAAAUAAAGAGGAUUCUGCCUGCUGCAUUGUUUGGGUCUGGAACAAAGGACUCCUCAUCUGACGCUGAGGCACUUCCCCAGGAAGUAGUAGAAGUUCAGACACUAGAGAUGGCUAAAGUACCACUGCCCAGUGAAGGAACGGUCCUGGAUCCUCUAGACGAUGAGGAAGGCCUUUUAGCGUGGUGGAAAACAGUAGACGGCUGGGAUGAGUGGAAUGAGUCUAACCAGGAGGAGGAACCUGAAGAAGUUGUGGAAGAAGCAGCCGAUCGUGUCUUCAUGGCGGCUCGUCUUUUCGUUCGCUUUUUCAACCAGCGUGGCGCCUCGCUCCAGCAGCGAAUCCUAGAGCUGCUCGCUUUGGCUGAUUCGGCGGACCUUUUCCAUAAGAAAACCGUCAAGGCCAGUUUGGGCGGAGGGGUGGCCAGCGUUGCGGGGUCUGUCACAACCAUCACCGGCCUCAUUUUGGCGCCCUUCACAGCAGGAGCGUCGCUCAUCGUCACGGCUGUAGGCAUCGGCAUAGCUACGGCAGGUGGGGUGGCAUCCGCUUCGGCCAACAUCACAGACACGGUCCAUUCAAAGACCGACCGCAAGAAGGUGGAGAAGAUUAUCCAAGACUACGAGGAGGCGAUGAAGGACAUCAAGGAGUGCCUGGAGUUUGUGCAGGAAGGCAUGGUGGCGCUUGAGGAGUGGAACUUCGAGAAGUACGCCGAGAGCAUCUCAAAGAAGUACCUCAACCAGAACAUCAAACAUGUGAUGAAGGAGGGCGGCCGGGCCGGCAAGGCUUUAGUGAUCAAUACCGAGAGCCUGAUUAGUACCGUUCAGGUCCUCAGUGUUGCGGGGGGUGCCGCUAAAGCCGUCCAGGUGAUGAGCAUUACCACUGGAGUCAUGUCGGGUCUCUUCCUGGCUCUCGAUCUCUUUUUCCUGGCGAAGGAUGCCAAGGAGCUCAAAGCGGGAGCCAAGACAGAGUUUGCCGAUAAGAUUCGAGAAGUUUGCAAGGACCUGCAGGACGGACUGCUGGAGCUGAACCGCAUCAAGGAACAGCUGCAGAAAACCAUAGACGGGAUAGAGGUGGAGGUAGACGAGGAGGAAGAGGAUGAAGAGAUGUUGAAGUCUGAGCUGAAGAAACUUGUCGAGUGAAUGACAAAUAGUGGUUAGCCGCAAUAUGAAUGCGUAUGCAAAAGGCGCAAUGCGAAUGCAAAGCUGCUACACGACUGCAAAAGCCGCAAUGCAAACACAAAUCCAAGAGCUGCAGCGCAAAAGCCACAAUGCAAAAAUCUGUCACUCGCACGUCUCACGGAACAGAUGCACUUCCAUUCAGAAGCAUAAGCUGCACAGACAGUUGUUUAAAUCACAAAUAUCCCACUAUAUUGAUGUUUUGAACUUAUUAAUUGAUCAAGGCUCCCAGUCUACGAACGAACAGACAGAUUCCUCUCACUCGCUACGAUGGGCAGGGGAAUAAAAAUCAAUGAAUCAAUACAUACAAACACUGUUGAUUUCUUCCCAUGGAGCUAUGGUCGUAGCCAGCUAUGAGGUCACCGAGGUCCGGACCUCACUCGUUAUUUUCUAAGAAGCCCACUGUGUGUCUGCAUCUGAAUGACAUGAAACUGUUUGAAACAUUCAGGCGGUUACACCUCAAUCAGCACCUCGGUGACCUCAUAGCUGGCUACGGCCAUGGCUCAAUGAGAAGAAAUAAACAGCGUUUGUAUGUAUUGAUUUUUUUUUUUUCCUCGCCCACCGUAGCUAAUGAAGGAAAUCUGUUUGUAGUGAAACAGGCGAGCUCACAGACAGACUGGGAGCCUUUAUCAAUACGGUUAAUAAGUU